This is a messenger RNA of Dictyostelium discoideum AX4, 1254 nucleotides long. It is a transcript of the gene nup43, whose product is annotated as WD40 repeat-containing protein. Lineage: Eukaryota; Evosea; Eumycetozoa; Dictyosteliales; Dictyosteliaceae. Bases 1 to 1254 code for a protein of 417 amino acids. The record is from RefSeq and is a predicted model, not a curated record. Gene Ontology annotation, cellular component: nuclear membrane; nuclear pore. The transcript has 3 exons.
AUGAGUUCAGUCAGCGUACAUUAUAGCACACAUAAAAUAAAUAAAGUUAGAUUUCUAAAUAGAAAUUUUCAUAAUGAUACAUCAUUAUUUGUAACAGGUACAAAUCACCCUGUAUUAUCGAAAAAUAAGAUAUCAGUUUGGGGAUUAGAAAGUAGACAAAACUCUGAUGAAAUUGAAGAAUUAGCAUCAGUACCAAUCGAUGGUAUAGUUACAGAAUUAAAAGUUAUUGAAAUUAAUAAUAAACCAAUGAUAAUUGGGUCAACAUCAAAAGGAUCAAUUUUUAUGUAUUCAAUUUUUAAUUUACCAAAUAAAUUUGAAUAUAUAGGUUAUGAUGGUCUUUUAGAUAAAAAGUAUGAAAAUUAUAAUAAUAUCAAUAAUAUAAAUGACACUUAUGAUACAUGUAAUUUAUUAAAAGAAAGAAUAUGGUUUAAUAGUAGUAGUAAUAAUAAUAAUGUAAAUAGUAAUAAUAUAAAUAAUAAUAAUUAUAAUAAUAAUAAUAAUAAUUAUAAUAAUAAUAAUAAUAAUAAUAAUAAUAAUAAUAAUAAUAAUAACAAUAAUAAUAAUAAUGGUAGUUGUAUAAAUUCAUUUGAUAUUAGUUAUGAUCAACAUAGUUUAGUUACAGUUGGUAAUGAUGGUGUUAUGAAUUUAUUAUCAAUUGAAAAUUUAAUACCAAUUUAUACCAAUAGAUAUAUUGAUGGAUUGAGUGUAAAUGUUGUAAAAUCAAUUACAUCCAAUCAAAUCAUAACAUCAGGUGAAUUGGGUAGAUAUAUUAAAUUUUGGGAUAUAAGAUCAAAUUCAUCACAACCUGUCAAAACAAUUAAAACUCAAUGUCCUAGAAUAUUUAGUUUGGCAAUUCACAAAGAUGAACAACAUAUCAUUGCUGCUGGUAGUUCUGAUGGUCAAGUUAAUCUUUUUGAUAUUAGAAAUGAUUAUUCAAUUGAUCAAAAUAAAACUCAUAAUUCAAAUGUUUGGGAAUUAUCAUUUAGUAAAUCAAAUCCAAAUCAAUUAUAUUCAUGUUCAGAGGAUGGAUUCAUUUAUCAAUAUUCAUACAAUAAGGAUAAUUUAGGUGGUGGUGGUAUGAUGACUUUACCAAAUCAAAUCAAUAAUACAUUUGAUAUCUAUAGUAAAGAAGUUUCAUUAUUACAACUUCCAACUUCAAUUGGUUCAAUUGAUUCUUUCGAUAUUAAUUCAAAUAUAAAUCGUUUGAUUUGUUGUUCAACUUCUUCACAAUGUUUAAUUGUAAAAUCACUUUAA